AUGGAAAGCGACUGUUCACGAAAUUCGGAGGAAAAUCUAGCUAUGAUCGAUGGAUCUGAUAUAGAAAGAAGGUUCCUUGAGGAGAAGGCGGAAAUUGUUCGAGGAUUUCUGCAGGAGAGAGAGAUUGUUGAUCGCGCCCACGAAGACGAGAAAAAUGAUAUGCGUUUAGCUUUUGAAGUGGAAAAGGAAAACAUGAGAAAAGCCUUUGAAUGCGAGAAAGAAGAAAUGCGACAGAAUUUCUUAAAAGAGAAAGACAACAUCCGCUUGGAAUUUCAGGAAUCGAGACAUGUUUUGAAGUUGUCUUUCGAAGACGAGGAAUCUGCAUUGAUAAAAUCAUGGGAUCGUGAAAAACAGACUCUUCUUGACAAUUACAUCAAAGAGAAGAAGGAAUUAAGAGCGCAAUUAGAGCGACUUUUCAGGGAGAAAGAGGAAGGGUUUAAAGCCGAAAAGGCUGAAAUGGAAGCGAAGAUUCGCAAAGAGCUGGAGGGAAUCGAGGAAGUAAAAAAUGAGCUGAGGCGGACAUUGUCGCAGGGCUUGGGCGAUCUGGAGAAUGUUUACUUCGAGGAGAACGCGUACCUCGAGACCCUCUAUAAUCACGAGCAACCAGAGGUUGAUAUGCACUUUAAAAGUAUAUCAGAUGCCGAAAUGAGCCUGGAUAAAGAGGAGCUGUUGAAAUCGCUCAAACAAGAGAAGACCAAAAUGCAUUCUCACUACGCCAAUAAGCACAAGCUAGUUGAGCACCAGUUCGCGUUGGAAAUCGUUGACAUGGGACAGAGGUUCAAACAGCAAAAGAACGAUUUAAUGAACAUUUUUAGAAGAGAAAAGUCGGACAUGGAAAAGGGCUUUAUUAAAGAAAAGGAAGACAUCAGACGUAAAUUCGAGGUGGAAUUUCGCAGAAUGCUUCAACAACAGAGGUUGAAAUUCGAGUCGGAAAUACAAGGUUACGAGCACGACAUCUCUGUUUUGAAAUAUCAAAAAGAACAGCUGGAAAAGGGGUGUUACGAAAACUAAGACCCUCGAAAACGAAGACCUAAGACCUAAGACCCGUCUUAGUUUUCGAGAUUACGAAAACUAAGACCCCCUAAAAUCGAAUCCGUCGAAAUAUAAAGUCAAAUUGUAACCGAAAUAGGUCUGAUCUGUCAAAUUAUAUCAUGUUCGAUCCUUUCCACCGAGUUUUAGGUCAAAUUUAACGGUAAAUUUAGGGGUCUUAGUUUUCGUAAUUACGAAAACCAAGACCCCCACCAAAACAAUCUCUAAAGUUUCUACACAGUCGAAUUACGACCGUUUGAAGACUAUAAUCCGUAAGACAAACAAAAAUUACUAUCACACGCGUGCUAGACGAUCCGCUUCUGCUCACAAUUUGCAGACAUACAUUAUCAAUAUUGUAGCCUCCCACGCAGGCGUUUUUAGGGGAGCUCGUAUUUCUAUAUUGUGGCUUUAAGAAGAGGAUGAAAGCUAUAGACUACCUACGUAUAAUUGUACACUGAAAAUAUACCUUACCUCCAUAAUUUUGGUUGUUUAUCCUUAAAGUCAUAAGAUUGGUUUUCCUGGAGAUGGAUUUUUGACUUUGUUGCGGGCUGACAUGUCGCUGCGACCUGAAUGCCUGAUCGCUGAGUGGUCAUCGGCGUUAUCGGUUAAAUAUCGCACAAAAAUACGGUUUUUUUUUCUUUUCUGGCCAGGUCAUAGAUAGAAAAGUGCUUUAAUAAAAAGGGCGAAAAAAGGAGAAUAUGCUACAUUGCGUUUUUCUAGCGCUUGUUUUUAUCGUUGCCACCCCGGAGAUCACCGGGUUACAAUGCAAAGGUAGGGGGGGGUAAGGAGAAAUAGUCUGUGAGGGAUAAUCGCUAAAAUCACUCAUGAAAUAAUAAAAGAAAAACGAAUGAGUGAAUGAAUUUCCUGUACUAACAAAGUAUCGUCUCGAGAAUUGGAGUUCUAAUUUCAGAACAAUAAAAUAAACAAACAAUCAAUACAAAGUGAAGAUUGCGUGACAGUAGGUUGCCAGAGGUCAGGAUUCCCGGGGUAAUAAUUUUCGGCGGGAAAAUUGAUCACAUGAGUUCUUGCUCGUGGCGGCGUGUUCGAUCGGGAUCUCCUCGAUCGAAAAUGUCCCUUUUCCGAAAAUUUCAUCUUCCUAAGCUGACCCGAGUACCCCUUUGUACCCGCCCCCUACCCGCGGUAUCCUUGGUUUUUAACGGGCAAAUAAAAAAUAACAUCGACUCACGCGAGAGGUUUUGUGACCACACGAGACCACAGGCAGCCCAAGCGCACUAUUUGUGGGUUCGGGCUUCAGAGGUCAUUUGGACGGAAUAUACUAGCAUUAUUAGUUUAUUAUCUGAUGCCAAAUAAAUGCAAAAAGUCUUAAAGAUAUGAAGUCUUCUUGUUUGUCUAUCGGUACUAGUAGCCUUUAAGAUAACGAAAAUCGAUAUUUCUUGCAUUAUUACAUGUGAUUCGGGCCCUUAUUGAUCGAAUUUUAUCACAUGUAUUCGAAUCUACAACGCUAAGGGAAAAAAAAUCAUGAUCACGCGAAAUAUUGAUUCAAAAAGCUCCCUUACCUUUCGUUCAUAGCCACUCUGUGUCCUACGGCUGGUUUAAACGCCGUUUAGUCGACUUUCUUUCCAUCGAGUACUGAACACUAUUUCAGUACUCGAUGGAAAGAAAGUCGACUAAACGGCGUUUAAACCAGCCGUAGGACACAGAGUGGCUAUGAACGAAAGGUAAGGGAGCUUUUUGAAUCAAUAUUUCGCGUGAUCAUGAUUUUUUUUCCCUUAGCGUUGUAGAUUCGAAUACAUGUGAUAAAAUUCGAUCAAUAAGGGCCCGAAUCACAUGUAAUAAUGCAAGAAAUAUCGAUUUUCGUUCAUCUUAAAGGCUACUAGUACCGAUAGACAAACAAGAAGACUUCAUAUCUUUAAGACUUUUUGCAUUUAUUUGGCAUCAGAUAAUACACUAAUAAUGCUAGUAUAUUCUGACCAAAUGACCUCUGAAGCCCGAACCCACAAAUAGUGCGCUUGGGCUGCCUGUGACGAGACUAGCAAUUCCCUCCCCCGCUCCCCUCCCCGCGCUCCCCGCUUGUCCACGACAAGCGGUGGACACAAACCCCCUCAGGUGAUAGUCACAGGUAAUGCAAUCUCGAUCGCAGAGACACGAAGAAAAACAUCCAUCUCCAGUGGAAAGCCAAUUUCAUGAUUUAAAGGAUAAACAACAAAAUUAAAGACCAACAGGGGUAAGGCAUAUUUUCAGUGUACAAUAGAUCUGUAGGAAGUCUAUCGCUUUGGUCCUCUUUUUUAAGCGAGUCUUCAAAUUGUUAGCGGAUCGUAGAUCAGCACGUGUGUGAUAGUAAUUUUUGUUUGUCUUACGGAUUAUAGUCUUCAAACGGUCGUAAUUCGACUUUGUAGAAACUUUAGAGAUUGUUUUGGUGGGGGUCUUAGUUUUCGUAAUUACGAAAACCAAGAGGGGUCUUAGUUUUCGUAAUUACGAAAACUAAGACCCCUAAAUUUACCGUUAAAUUUGACCUAAAACUCGGUGGAAAGGAUCGAACAUGAUAUAAUUUGACAGAUCAGACCUAUUUCGGUUACAGUUUGACUUUAUAUUUCGACGGAUUCGAUUUUAGGGGGUCUUAGUUUUCGUAAUCUCGAAAACUAAGACGGGUCUUAGGUCUUAGGUCUUCGUUUUCGAGGGUCUUAGUUUUCGUAACACCCGCUGGAAAAGUGCUUUUCCUUAGAAAUGCGAACAUUGAAAUUAAAAUUCGACCACGAGAAGCUUGAAAUUGAGAACAGGUUUAAAAACGAGAAGAAUGACCUUAAGAGGGUUUUGAAAGGGCAAUACGAGAGAAAGCUGAGUGGGGAUAAACUCCGGCUUGAAUGGCUACUAGAUCAGUUUCGCCUUGGAAGAACAGCAAGCACCGAUCAAAUGGACUCUAAUGGUUCGGCGCUCAGCACAAGUUCUAUUUAUUCCGAUUAA
Messenger RNA from Porites lobata, 3951 nucleotides. The record is from the annotation of a GenBank genome assembly. NCBI's taxonomy places the organism in Eukaryota, Metazoa, Cnidaria, Anthozoa, Scleractinia, Poritidae.